Messenger RNA from Angiostrongylus costaricensis, 1140 nucleotides. The record is from the annotation of a GenBank genome assembly. NCBI's taxonomy places the organism in Eukaryota, Metazoa, Nematoda, Chromadorea, Rhabditida, Metastrongylidae.
GUUCUCUGCCUUGGAGACAAAAAAGGUGUAGAAGUAGUGAAAGAUGCCUUAAAGCAGGUGAUUGACGUCCAUAAAUCAUUUGGCAUUAAAUACCUCCACAUAGGAUCGGACGAAGCCUUUGAGUUUGGCGUCUGUCAGCAGUCCGUUGAAUGGAUUUCAAGGCACGCAAUAGGCGGCGACAAACAACUACUGGCUCUCUCUCAUAUGAAGGAUAUUGCGUUAUUUGUAAAGGAACUGACUGAAGGAACGACAGUGUUAGCAUGGCAUGACAUGCUCAAAGCUUUUGACUUUCAUCUUAUUGCUGAUCUUAAACUUGGAGAGCUUAUCGAGCCGGUGAUAUGGGAUUAUUCUGAGAAUAUUGUCACAAUGACAGGUGUCAACCGAUUACGAUUUCUGUUCUUUACAGAUUCGGCUUUCUCCGAUUUAGCCAGCAAUUUUCCCGUAGUAUGGGCAUCAUCGGCAUACAAAGGUGCCAAUUUCCCGUCGGCUAAGUACAUCGACAUUCAACACUACGAAACUAACAAUCUGGCAUGGAUCGAUACGAAAAUUGUUGGUUUUGGCUCAGGAGCCAAAGUUCGCAAAAUUCCACGGCAUUAUUAUAACCGGAUGGCAGAGAUACGAUCAUAUGGCUACAAUAUGCGAAAUAUUACCAAUGGGUACGCCGUCGAUGGUAUUGAAUGUACUGAUUGCGUUGAUGGGAGCGAGAAAGGCUGUUUUACAGGCUUUUCAGUAUACUUGUUAUUCCAAGGAUCUGCUCAGCAGACAAUCUCAUUUAUCAAUUCCGAACUCGACAAGAAUCACCACCUCUUGGGAUGGAUGUCACCGUAUAGCAUACGCCAUAACAUCACUCAGAACUGGUUCGUGUCUGCACUCACUAGUUUGAUUGAUGAAGGCUUUCAGAUGCUUAUAUUCAAGUAUCUCAGAGAGAUACAAUCUUUCAUUGAAGGUCUCCUCGCGCAGAUUUUGCCUAUUGAUCGGGACCUUAGGAAGGAGCUCUCGAAUUUUUUCUUCACCAGCACUGUAGAGGAGUUUAUGUUCGCCACAGUUUCUCCCAUUAUCGAUCGGUUACGAAAUUAUUUGAAUGAAGCUAAACGGUUGUCGCACAUACGGGUAUAUCCGAAGAGGUCACUUGAACUUUAA